Molecule: messenger RNA, 4691 nt
Organism: Electrophorus electricus (electric eel)
Lineage: Eukaryota; Metazoa; Chordata; Actinopteri; Gymnotiformes; Gymnotidae
Gene: cpsf1
Product: cleavage and polyadenylation specific factor 1
Cellular component (GO): nucleus
Molecular function (GO): protein binding; nucleic acid binding
Source: RefSeq, a predicted model, not a curated record
AAUUCUGGGAAGUGUGAUGAAUGGAGCGGACGACAGUAAUGUCGUUAAGAUAGCUGUUUACAUUGUUCGUUUCUCAAAUAACUAUGGUUUUGUAGCACCAGGGGAAAAGAGGGAUCGCUUAAAAUUUCAGACUGUUAUAUGAACGCAACUAACUGCACGCCGGAGGUAACAGAAUGUACGCCGUGUACCGGCAAGCUCACUACCCCACAGCCGUGGAGUUCUCCGUGUACUGCAACUUCAUAUCAAGCGAAGAAAAGAAUCUGGUGGUUGCUGGAACGUCUCAGCUUUAUGUCUACAGGACCAUUCAUGAUUAUGAGAGCUCUUCAAAAACAGAAAAAACAUCAGAUGGCAAGAGUCGCAAAGAGAAGCUGGAGCAGGUAGCAUCCUUCUCCCUGUUCGGGAAUGUCAUGUCUAUGGCCAGCGUUCAGCUGGUAGGCACCAGCAGAGAUGCUCUGCUCCUCAGCUUCAAAGAUGCCAAGCUCUCUGUGGUGGAGUAUGACCCAGGAACACAUGACCUCAAGACACUUUCACUGCACUUCUUUGAAGAGCCAGAGCUCCGGGAUGGUUUUGUCCAGAACGUGCACAUUCCCAUGGUGCGUGUGGAUCCGGAGAACCGCUGUGCUGUGAUGUUGGUGUAUGGAACACAGCUCGUGGUUCUGCCCUUCAGAAAGGACACGCUGACCGACGAACAGGAAGGAAUCGUGGGAGAAGGGCAGAAAUCCAGUUUCCUCCCCAGUUACAUUAUUGAUGUGCGUGAGCUGGACGAGAAGCUCCUGAAUAUUAUUGAUAUGAAGUUUCUCCAUGGUUACUAUGAACCCACCCUGCUUAUUCUCUAUGAGCCCAACCAGACAUGGCCGGGGCGCGUGGCUGUGCGACAGGACACCUGCAGCAUCGUGGCCAUCUCUCUGAACAUCAUGCAGAAGGUCCAUCCUGUUAUCUGGUCUCUCAGUAACCUGCCCUUUGACUGCAUGCAGGUCAUGGCUGUGCCCAAACCCAUAGGUGGCGUUGUGGUUUUUGCUGUGAAUUCCCUGCUGUACCUGAACCAGAGUGUCCCACCUUUCGGAGUGUCCCUCAACAGCCAGACCAACGGGACAACUGCCUUCCCCCUGCGUGUUCAGGAGGAGGUGAAGCUCACUCUGGACUGCUCUCAAGCCACCUUCAUCAGCUCCGAUAAAAUGGUCAUUUCUCUCAAAGGAGGAGAAAUUUACGUGCUGACUCUCAUAACGGAUGGCAUGAGAAGUGUGCGGGCAUUCCACUUCGACAAGGCUGCUGCCAGCGUUCUCACCACCUGUAUGGUAACCAUGGAACCAGGCUGUCUGUUCCUGGGCUCCCGCCUGGGCAACUCACUGCUGCUGAAGUACACUGAGAAGCUGCAGGAGACCCCAUUGGAGGAGGGUAGAGAGAGGGAGAGUGACAAGCAGGAAGAACCACCAAACAAAAAGAAGCGGGUGGACUCCAACACUAACUGGACCGCAGGGAAGGCCCCACUGUUGGAUGAACUGGAUGAGAUUGAGGUGUAUGGGAGUGAAGCCCAGUCCGGCACUCAGCUGGCCACCUACUCCUUCGAGGUGUGUGACAGCAUCCUGAACAUUGGGCCAUGUGUGAAUGCGUCCAUGGGAGAGCCGGCCUUCCUCUCAGAAGAGUUCCAGAGUAACCCAGAGCCAGAUCUGGAGGUAGUGGUGUGUUCUGGAUAUGGCAAAAAUGGUGCCCUGUCUGUGUUGCAGAGGAGCAUCAGACCUCAAGUGGUCACGACCUUUGAACUUCCUGGAUGUCAUGAUAUGUGGACAGUUAUUUCCAGCGAGGAGAAGCCGGAGCAGCAGCCUCCAGCAGAGGGCGAGAGUGAGUCUCCAGAGCAGGAGAAGCAGGAGCCCCCAGUAGAAGAUGAGAAGAAUAAGCAUGGCUUCCUGAUUCUGAGCAGAGAGGAUUCCACCAUGGUCCUGCAGACAGGCCAGGAGAUCAUGGAGCUGGACACCAGUGGCUUUGCCACUCAGGGCCCCACUGUUUUCGCUGGCAACAUCGGGGACAAUAAGUACAUCAUCCAGGUGUCGCCCAUGGGUCUCCGGCUCCUGGAGGGAGUCACGCAGCUACACUUCAUCCCCGUCGACCUGGGCUCUCCCAUAGUACAGUGCUCUGUGGCUGACCCCUACGUGGUUGUCAUGACGGCAGAGGGCGUGGUCACCAUGUUCGUGCUGAAGAGUGAUGUCUACAUGGGGAAGACCCACCGGCUGGCUCUACAGAAGCCCCAGCUGCACACGCAGUCACGUGUGAUCACUCUGUGUACGUACCGUGACGUGAGUGGCAUGUUCACCACUGAAAACAAGGUGAACUUUCCGGCCAAAGAGCAAGCCAUGGCCAGCAACCACGCAGAGACUGAGACUGUCAUCCAGGACAUCAGUACCACAGUGGACGAUGAAGAGGAGAUGCUGUAUGGGGAGUCCAGCCCUCUCACCAGCCCCAGUAAGGAGGAGACAUCGCGAGGCUGCCCCGCAGGUGUGGCCCCCACUCAGGGUGAACGACGGGGCAAGCAGGAGCCCACACACUGGUGCCUGGUGGUGCGCGAGAACGGUGUCAUGGAGAUCUACCAGCUCCCUGACUGGCGUUUGGUGUUCCUGGUGAAAAACUUCCCUGUUGGUCAACGAGUGUUGGUUGACAGCUCAGCAGGCCAAUCAGCCACUCAAGGGGAGAUGAAAAAGGAGGAAGUGACACGACAAGGAGAGAUCCCAUUGGUCAAAGAGGUGGUCCUGGUAUCGCUAGGCUACAACCACAGUCGACCGUAUUUGCUGGCUCAUGUUGACCAGGAGCUUCUGAUCUAUGAGGCGUUUCCAUAUGACCAGCAGCAGGCUCAGAGCAACCUCAAAGUUCGCUUUAAGAAGAUGCCACACAACAUCAAUUUCAGAGAGAAGAAAUCAAAGCUGAAAAAAGACAAGAAACCAGAGGGCAGUGUGGAGGAGCCUGUAGGGGUCAGAGGUCGCGUGGCCAGGUUCCGAUACUUUGAGGACAUUUCUGGAUACUCUGGGGUGUUCAUCUGCGGUCCUUCUCCUCACUGGAUGUUUGUGACGUCUCGCGGCGCGAUGAGGCUCCACCCCAUGACCAUUGAUGGGCCAAUCGAAUCUUUCUCCCCAUUCCACAACAUCAACUGCCCCAAGGGCUUCCUCUACUUCAACAAACAGGGUGAACUAAGGAUAAGUGUGCUACCGACAUACCUCUCUUACGACGCUCCUUGGCCAGUUCGUAAAAUUCCACUGAGGUGUACUGUCCACUAUGUCACCUACCAUGUGGAGUCUAAGGUCUACGCUGUGUGCAGUAGCAUUAAGGAGCCUUGUACGCGUAUCCCCAGAAUGACGGGAGAGGAGAAAGAGUAUGAGGUCAUAGAGAGGGAUGAGCGUUACAUUAACCCUCAGCAGGAGAAGUUCUCCAUUCAGCUGAUCUCUCCAGUGAGCUGGGAGGCAAUCCCGAAUACUCGGAUUGAUCUGGAAGAGUGGGAACAUGUGACCUGUAUGAAGACGGUGGCUCUGAAGAGUCAGGAGACGGUGUCUGGCCUGAAGGGCUACGUGGCUGUGGGCACUUGCUUAAUGCAGGGGGAGGAGGUCACCUGUAGGGGGCGUAUCCUCAUCCUAGACGUGAUUGAGGUGGUGCCAGAGCCUGGGCAGCCUCUCACCAAGAACAAGUUCAAAGUGCUUUAUGAGAAGGAGCAGAAGGGCCCCGUCACAGCACUGUGCCACUGUAACGGCUACUUGGUGUCAGCUAUUGGUCAGAAGAUAUUCCUGUGGAGUCUGAAGGACAAUGACCUGACAGGCAUGGCCUUCAUAGAUACGCAGCUCUACAUCCAUCAGAUGUACAGCAUUAAGAACUUCAUCCUGGCAGCAGACGUGAUGAAGAGCAUAUCCCUGCUCCGCUACCAGGAGGAGAGCAAGACACUGUCCCUCGUCAGCAGGGAUGCUAAGCCGCUGGAGGUUUACAGCAUAGAGUUUAUGGUGGACAACGGCCAGCUGGGCUUUCUUGUGUCAGACCGUGACAAAAACCUGCUGGUGUACAUGUAUCUCCCAGAAGCCAAGGAGAGCUUUGGGGGCAUGCGACUGUUGCGGAGGGCAGACUUCAACGUGGGCGCCCACGUGAACACCUUCUGGAGGAUGCCCUGCCGCGGCGUCCUGGACCCGGCCAGCAAGAAGGCACUCACCUGGGACAACAAACAUAUCACCUGGUUUGCCACUCUGGAUGGUGGAGUCGGUUUGCUGUUGCCCAUGCCAGAGAAGACGUACCGCAGGUUGUUGAUGUUGCAGAAUGCCCUCACCACCAUGCUGCCACACCAUGCGGGGCUCAACCCCAAGGCCUUCAGAAUGCUGCACACUGACCGGCGAACACUGCAGAAUGCGGUGCGGAACAUUCUGGAUGGCGAGCUGCUCAACAAAUACCUCUACCUGAGCACGAUGGAACGCAGCGAGCUGGCAAAGAAGAUUGGAACCACCUCCGACAUAAUUUUGGAAGACCUGCUGGAAAUUGACAGAGUUACUGCGCACUUCUGAAAAGGUUAUGCCCCCAUUUAUGACCUCCCCAGCUGACUCUGCCCAUUGCUGUUUUAUGGAGUGUCAACUUGUUUUACACUGUUAAAUAUGCAUGACAGUAACAAUACCAUUUUCCAUAGAAUGUUAGAAUAUUUUGUAUUCCAAAUAAAAUGAUUCAGAGGAAACAUA